GGCAGCUAAGCGCAGCACAGCCAUCCUUACUCCUUAGAGAGGGAGCUAAUAAGAAUAACCAUGGCGUACAGGGUGCUGGAGGUGACCCUCCUGUCGGCCAAGGACCUCAAGAGGGUGAACCUGAUCUCGCGCAUGGAGGUGUACGCCGUGGUGACCAUCUCCGGCGACCCAAUGACGCGGCAGUGCACCCAGCCGGACCCCUACGGCGGGCGCCACCCGUCGUGGAACACCUCGUUCAGGUUCAACGUCCCGCCCACCGCCGCGACGGCCACCGGCUGCCUCCACGUGCUCCUGCGCACCGAGCGCGCCCUCGGCGACCGCGACGUCGGCGAGGUCAUCGUGCCCCUCGCCGACAUCCUCGCCGGCGGCGGCGCCGCGUGCGACCCCGGCGCCCGGCCGCCGCAGGUCGCGUCGUACCAGGUCCGCAAGGUGCACCGCUGCGAGCCGCGCGGGAUGCUCAACGUGUCCUACCGCCUGGGCCCCAUCGUCGCCCCGCAGGCGCCGGAGACGGCGGCCGCCCCCUUCGUCGGCUACCCGGUGCCGCGGUCGUGCUACGCCCCGCCUUAUGCCUACCUGCCCGCGGCGGCGCCUCUGUCGCUGCCGCCGCCGCCUCAUCCGCAAGCUGCCGGCGGGCACGACGCCGUGCAUUCGUCUCCACAGUCUGCGGGGGCGACCAGCACGUACAACUUUCCUGCUGCGUAUCCACAAGCGGCCGCCGGGCAUGCAUCCCUGCCGCCGCCGACGAGUGGGAAGGACAGCGGCGGCGGCAAGCUGGACUUCGGGGUGGGGCUCGGCGCCGGACUGGUGAGUGGCGCGAUCAGCGGGAUUCUGGCGGGCGACAUGGUGUCUGAGGUGGCGGCUUACAACUACGGGUACCGCGCCGGGUUGGCCGACGGCGGAGCCGGAGCCACCGUUUACAAGAAGAAUUCUCACUAUGGUGUUCCCCAGGGCAAAGUUGAACCAAACCGGACGAUGGUGUGACUCACUAGAAUAAAAGAAAAACAGUGCAUGACAUGAUAAUGACAAUAAUAAAGGUUUAACACGGUUUAGGGCAGUCUUUUUCUGACCGAGAU
Setaria italica (foxtail millet) is the source of this 1073-nucleotide messenger RNA. RefSeq names its product protein SRC2. The transcript has a single exon. Bases 61 to 981 code for a protein of 306 amino acids. Gene Ontology annotation, biological process: defense response. The record is from RefSeq and is a predicted model, not a curated record. NCBI's taxonomy places the organism in Eukaryota, Viridiplantae, Streptophyta, Magnoliopsida, Poales, Poaceae.